Molecule: messenger RNA, 896 nt
Organism: Fragaria vesca subsp. vesca
Lineage: Eukaryota; Viridiplantae; Streptophyta; Magnoliopsida; Rosales; Rosaceae
Exons: 2
Coding region: 91-609 (172 amino acids)
Source: RefSeq, a predicted model, not a curated record
CCUUCUCUACUCUUCUAAAUUACUCCUCCUCUGUUCUGUUCUGUUCUUAACCCAAAGUCAAUUCCCUUAUUCUCCUCUAGCUCAUCAUCAAUGGCCUCAUCCACCACCCAAUUCUCUCUCUACCUUCUUCUCCUAACCCUCUUCUCAGCAACCCAAUCAUCCCAAUCCCUCAGAGACCUCAAACCCAAUACCAGCCGUCCAUCCACGUCACUCCAAUCAAUCACAGACGUCCAUGACCUCCUCCCCAAGUACGGCCUCCCAAGGGGUCUCUUACCCGACAACGUAAGAUCCUACACUCUCUCCGAUGACGGAACUUUCGAGAUCUAUCUCGAAAGCCCUUGUUAUGUCCACUUUGACCAGCUGGUCUACUACAACAAGGACAUCAAGGGAAAGUUGAGUUUCGGCUCUGUUUCCGAUGUUUCAGGGAUUCAAGCCAAGAAGCUGUUUAUCUGGGUUUCCGUAACGGGGAUGCAUAUGGACGAAGGUUCUGAUUCUGUUGAGUUUUACGUUGGUGCUUUGUCGGAGAAACUGCCGGCUAAACAGUUCGAGGAUGUUCCUGUUUGUAAGACCAAGGCUUGCCGAGGAGGAGCUGGCAUUGAGUCAAUAUAGAAAAAGAGUCAAAAGCUCAAUGGAGUCGGAAAUUGGAAGAAGUACGAGGUGUGCAGAUAUUUUUAUCUCUUCCAUAACUUUGCGCUAGUUGCUAUCAAGUUCCCUCAACCCAACUGGCCUAAAGAAGCAAAUAUAUGUGCAUAUCAAUUUCUUGUUCAAGUGCCACAAAACGAAAUAAUGUAUUAUUAUUUUCUGUGUGCCAACUGCAGACAUUGAUCUUACCUUAUGAAUUAUGUGUAAAUAUGUCGAAAUCUCAUGCUUUUCAAUGAAAAUGUGUUGGAUACUUU